This is a messenger RNA of Vespula pensylvanica (western yellowjacket), 3399 nucleotides long. RefSeq names its product proton channel OtopLc (gene OtopLa). The transcript has 9 exons. Lineage: Eukaryota; Metazoa; Arthropoda; Insecta; Hymenoptera; Vespidae. Gene Ontology annotation, biological process: proton transmembrane transport. Gene Ontology annotation, cellular component: membrane. Gene Ontology annotation, molecular function: proton channel activity. Bases 798 to 3287 code for a protein of 829 amino acids. The record is from RefSeq and is a predicted model, not a curated record.
CUCUCGUAGCUAGUGCGCUUGUGCAAGAAGCUCAAGUCUGCCCGGGAAGAGACCUCCCGGCUAGCCUCAGUCUCCGGGAUGCUGGGGGCGGCGAUCGUGAUUCUACCCCCAUUUCAUCGUGUUCUGAUAACAUAGAGUCUGUCUCACUCGUUCACACGCUUGCUCACUCACUCGCUCGCUCAUUCGCUUCUUCUCUCUCUCUCUCUCUCUCUCUCUCUCUCUCUCUCUCUCUCUCUCUCCGUCGUUCUAUCUUCGCGCAUUCGCUUGACUUUAUUCCUAUUUCUCUCACUCUCUCCUAGCAUUCUCCUCUUCUCUUGCUCUCUCUCUCUCUCUCUCUAUUUUCAUCCCCUCCGUAUAUAUUCUCCUCUUUCUCUCUCUCAUUCUCUCUCUCUCUCUCUCUCUCUGCUUUCGAUUCUGUGUCCCCUUGCGUGGUCUAUCCCUUCUCCGUCUCUACGCUUCACACCCUUUUCCUCCGCCGAAGCCUGGGUGCAGUCACCGCGAGUACCUUCAACUAACCACCUCCAGCAGGUGAGCCUUCUUCGUUGAACGUCGUUCGUAUGUCCGUUCGUUUGUUCGUUCUCGACACGAGUAUCCGAGAAAGAUAGGGAAAGAGAAAGAGAGAAAGAGAAAGACAGAGAGAGAGAGAGAGAGAGAGAGAGAGGGAGAUAGAGAGUGUAUAUUAGAUCAAUUUUAUUGCUCCUUCUUAUUUCCGACUCUAAAAGAACGAAAAAACGUACGGACGUCUUUUAAAAAUCGUUUACGAUACGCGAUAAAUAGAUAAGAAGGCAAUUCACACGAUGGACGGUGGUGGAGAUUGUAAAGUCGCCACCGUGGAGGUUGAGGCGGCAGCCGCGGGUGACAACACGGCAACUCUUCCGGUCACGAGGCCUCUAAAUCCGCAAAAUUCGCCGCCUAACGCGCAGGACAACGCAGAGAAGAACAACGCGGCAAAUAAAGAAAUGGAGCUGAAGAACGUACGAUCUACGCCAGCGAAAAAAACGUCGCUCUUCAUCAUCAUGAGCUUCAUUUAUGCGAAGUUACUGGUCGUGGUGUGCAUCGCUUAUGUUAUAAGCGAAGUGGUAACGCACAAAUUGCCGCUCUACUAUUAUGAAGGAUUUUUCACGUAUCUCUACGGUGCGAGCAUACUCUUCCUUCUCUACGUGUUCUGCUUCCUUCUUCAAGAGAGCGCCUGCUGUGCGCGCGGCAGUGAUACACCGCCACCACCACCGAGACCACCUAAACCACCGAAGGAGCAAAAGGAUAAGAAGGACAAGAAGGAUAAGGAUCAGAAAGCUGCAAAGAACAAGAAGGAUUUUCAGGAUGCUGCAGACGUGGAAGCUGGCGUUGCAACGCGUGCAUUACGAAAACGAAAAACUUCUCAGAACGAUCACAGUCAUGGAAGUUUUUUUCUUCGAAUCGGUGCCAUAGCAUUCGGUUUGGGUACAAUGAUCUACAACGGAUUGGAAUUCGGAGCAUUUUUUGAGGUACCACCGACUUCGCCCUGUUAUCAAAUACUUCAGGGUGUUAAUCCCGUUCUUCAAAUGAUCUUCACGUUCAUGCAGAUGUACUUCAUCUUUAUGAAUUCCAGGUUAAACAUUCAUCGAUUCAAAGUAGUUGCACGAUUCGGUUUGAUGCACGUCGUCGCGACGAAUCUUUGCGUUUGGAUACGAACGUUGGUACUUGAGAGCCUCAAGGAGAUCACUCAGUAUCAUCAACGAUUGGGACAAGAGGAGGCCGGAAUUUUAGAGAGUAUAAAACAACACUCGUUGAGAAACGCUGGAGCGAUCUUAGGCACAGAACCUAGGGACAUGGCCCAGUUACGGGAUGCGCCGUUGCACUCAAUUAUAAAAACAACGUCAGUAGCUUCGACCUUGAUACCAACAACGGCAGAAUCUCUUACCCGAGCGAUGAGAACCACUGUCAAAGCAAUCCCAAGAGUAGCGACUACUUUAUCUACGGCAGCCUCUACGGCUUUCAUGACCUCACCAACUACGACACAGAAUAUUACAGCUACCACGACCACAACGACAACGUUUUUGCCCAAUUUGACGACUACGGCCGCUACUACGUUAUCCACUUUGUUGACUACUUUGACUACGAGAAGCACUACCACCGAAAGAACGACUACACCGAGUACAACGCCUUCUACUACUACACCGACGACUACGACCACGACUACUACAACAACGACUACACCAGCUUCUAUUUUAUCGAAUGCUUUCGGUGAUCUCUUUGAUUCAUUUCAAGCUGACACCAAAGAUCAGGUACACGAAGUAUUUUACGUUAGCAAUGCGACGAACACAAGCGAUUAUUGGGGCCAGAAUCUUGGCUUUUAUGCGGAAGCUUUGACGGAGGAUGGCACGUUAACAAACUCCUGUGGUCGCGUCAACAUCAUGGGUACUAUCGUCCAAGACGCAGCACCCUACUUAUUCCCCUUCAUUAUCGAGUACAGCCUGAUCGGCGCUGCUGUGAUAUACGUCAUGUGGAAACACAUCGGUAGACACCCGCGUUGGCCUCAUCAAGCGGAAGCCGAUCUCGAGCGUCGUCUGGAAGUCAUGCUUUCGAGAAGGGCUGUAGCCCUGGCACAUGCAGGACACGCCAGAGUGGACUGCGUCGGGGCAAGCAAGGGUCUAUUCUUUGGUCUGCUGCUACUGGUCGGUUCGUUGAUUUGUCUGAUACUCUUCUUCGUCCUGAUACAUCACUCCGAGCUUGGACUUUUGGCGAUUUAUCUGGCUGACGUUUCUCACUGCGUUUUAAUGGCUCUAUCGAUCAUCGCUAUCAUCGUCGGUUUCAUACGUGUCCAAAGUCUCAAGUUCAAGGCCGAAGAACAGAGCGACUUGAACGACAUACUUUUACGCGUCUCUGCUUUUGGACUCUUCGUCUACGCCGUUUUCAGCGUGAUCGCUGGUUCCUUAGCAGCGUUUACCCACGAACCGAAUCUUUUGGUGAUGGUUACCGGCCUUCUCUCAGUAGCCCAGGUUGUCCUUCAGAUGUUAUUCAUCGCUGAUGUUUCACGUAGGCGGGUACACCUUCCCGAACACGAUCGCAGCAAGCCAGGACGUCAAGUGGUCACCUUCCUUCUCAUUUGCAACGUAACCAUGUGGGUCAUUUAUACCUUCGAGAUGCAAAAGGUCAUCGCUAAUCCCGUACAACUUGACUUUUAUGGAUUCCUCGCUUGGGCUAUCGUUCAGAGAGUUACAUUACCUCUCUGCAUAUUCCACAGGUUCCACAGCGCCGUAACGCUUGCUGAAAUUUGGAAGACUAGCUAUAAGGCACGUCUCGAGUAAACUAUUGAGGAAUAAAAUAUUUCUCGAUGUGUCCUUACACUGUCAGCUAGAGAAAGAAGGAAGAAAGAGAGAGAGACAGAGACAGACAGAUAGACAUACAGAAAGAAAGAGA